AGAGCCAAAUUCCAGGACUUGACAUACAAAAACGAGUGACAAAACCUACUGUCUAUCUGGAGCUUGCACGAUCACUUCAAGCAAAUCAUCAGUGUCUUGUUGCAGGAUUGCUUACCGGUAGAUUUACGGAGAGUGCUUCUGUUAUGUAUCGAUCAGUUGAAAGAAAACUCAUAUAUUGCAGUCAACUGUCCGCAGUCUAUGUAUUUUCCAUUGCCUUCAAAUCUCGGGUGAAAAUUCGAGCCAUACUCAACAUUAUUAAGUGAUGAAGUUGAUGUGCUGGUGGAUAAAUAGGCAAGACUUUCCCUGCCUACGACCCGCGGACUGGUGAGGUGAUUGCUCGUGUGGCCGAAGGGGAUCAUGAAGAUAUCGACAGGGCAGUGUCCGCCGUUCGCAGGGCGUUCAAUGAGGGACCCUGGCCUCAUCCUAGUACAACACUGAAAGAUUAAUAAUUUAUCCGGUAUUUUGCAUUUACGUGCUUGACCUUUCUGGCUCAGGAGAGGUCGUUGGUUCUGCUGCGGUUUGCUGAUCUGGUCGAAAAGCACAGCGAGGAGCUCACGGCCCUAGAGACAUGGAACAACGGGAAGCCCUAUGAGCAGUCUUUACAUUCUGAGUUGCCUUCACUGGCAGACCCUUCACGAACCUAUUGGCAUCGUUGGCCAGAUCAUCCCGCAGAACUUUCCCCUCAGCCUAUUCGCUUGGAAGGUGGGGCCAGCGCUAGCUCGGGGGAAUACAGUCAUCCUAAAGAGUGCAGAGCAGACCACCUUGACUGCUCUCUAUGCUGCUAAACUUCUACAUGAGCCCUUGCGAGCCAUAUGGAGGCGGACAAGGAUUGCAGCUUUCCUUCACAGGAUCAACUGAGGCUGGUAAGAUCAUCCUCGAACUUGCGGCAAAGGGCAAUCUCAAGCCUGUCAUGCUGGAGCUUGGAGGAAAAUCAUCCUUCAUUAUAUGCGAGGAUGCAGAUGUGGACAAGGCUGUAGACACUGCACCCUUUGCUCUUU
Punica granatum (pomegranate) is the source of this 998-nucleotide messenger RNA. Lineage: Eukaryota; Viridiplantae; Streptophyta; Magnoliopsida; Myrtales; Lythraceae. The record is from RefSeq and is a predicted model, not a curated record.